Messenger RNA from Vitis vinifera (wine grape), 1404 nucleotides. Its product is annotated as receptor-like protein EIX2. Gene Ontology annotation, molecular function: protein binding. The coding region runs from base 1 to 1404 and encodes 467 amino acids. The transcript is spliced from 2 exons. NCBI's taxonomy places the organism in Eukaryota, Viridiplantae, Streptophyta, Magnoliopsida, Vitales, Vitaceae. The record is from RefSeq and is a predicted model, not a curated record.
AUGGAGAGGAAAAGUAUUGGAGAUGUGGUGGUUCUGUGGCUUUGGUUUCUGUCCUUAGCAACUAUAACCAUCCAGUUUAGUUUGAGUGACGGAACUUCAGAUGUCAUCUGCAGUGCAAGAGAAAGAAGAGCACUCCAGAGAAUCAAACAAGGCCUUGUGGAUCAGGGAAACUACCUCUCUUCAUGGACCCGUGAAGCCUGCUGUUCAUGGAAAGGCAUUGGCUGUGACAACAUAACUAGGCAUGUUGUCAAGAUCAACCUCAGUUGUGAGCCCAUGGAAGGAGCUUCCUUGGGUGGGGAUAUAAGUACUUCUUUGUUGGACCUGAACCAUCUUCAGUACCUCGACCUCAGUUGGAACAGCUUUGAAGGACUCCAGAUUCCAGAAUUCCUUGGUUCCCUGACAGGUUUAAGGUAUCUUAAUCUCUCCAAUGCAGGUUUGACUGGUGAUGUUCCUCGUCAACUUGGAAAACAGUCGAGCUUACAGUAUCUUGAUAUUGGAGGCAUUUCUCUAGAUACCAAGAACCUUGACUGGAUCUCUUCUCUUUCCGUCCUUGAAGUUCUUGACAUGAGCUGGGUGGACCUAAACAAAGCGUCUAAUUGGCUACAAGCAAUGAAUACGCUCCAUUCUUUGUCAGUUCUAAUCUUGUCUGACUGUGGGCUCGAUAGCAUCAAUCCUCUUCCAGUUGUGAAUUUUUCGUCUCUCACUGUCCUUGACCUCUCAGAGAAUCAAUUUGUUUCUCCAACAUUUGACUGGUUUUCUAGCCUUGGAUCACUUGCUUCACUUGAUCUAAGUUCCAAUAACUUCCAUGGACCAAUUCCUACCACUCUUUGCAACUUAACUGCUCUAAGAUCCCUUCAUCUUUUCAAUAACAGCUUCACUUCUACUAUACCUGAUCGCUUGAGUCACCUAACUAGCCUUGAAACUGUAGACCUGUCAAACAAUGCCCUUGAAGGGGAAAUCCCAAGAUCAUUGGGAGAACAUUGCAAUCUACAAAGGCUAGAUUUGUCAUCUAAUAAACUUGUCAAAGGUUUAGAGUUUCUAGACCUUGGAGCAGAUGAAGUUUCAGGUCAUUUUUCGAAAUGCUUAUCAGUUCUUUCUGAUGGGAAUAGUUCAUCUUCUGGACCAACAUCUGUAUCUGUAAGAGGCUCGUCAUCCUUGAGUUACUUAGAUAUGUCCGGGAAUUCUCUGAAGGGUAUAGUGUCUGGAAAGCACUUCGCUAAUUUGACAAGGUUGAAAUAUUUACAUGCUUCUUCAAACUCGUUUACAUUGCAAGUAGGUUCUGACUGGAAUCCUCCAUUCCAACUAGAAAUUUUGAAAAUGGGAUAUUGGCAGUUGGGGCCUUUAUUUACUGCAUGGCUGCAAACGCAAAAGGAUCAGAUGGAUCUAGACAUAUCCAGAGUGUGA